Messenger RNA from Choloepus didactylus (southern two-toed sloth), 703 nucleotides. RefSeq lists its product as uncharacterized. Lineage: Eukaryota; Metazoa; Chordata; Mammalia; Pilosa; Megalonychidae. The transcript has 2 exons. The record is from RefSeq and is a predicted model, not a curated record. Bases 1 to 450 code for a protein of 149 amino acids.
AUGGAGUUGGCUAACGGGCCCGCCGAGCCGACUUUCCUGGCUCGCUUCAAAGAAAGGGUCGGUUACAGGGAAGGACCCACUGUUGAGACCAAGAGAAUCCAGCCUCAGCUCCCAGAUGAAGAUGGUGAUCACAGCGACAAGGAAGAUGAACAACCUCAAGUGGUGGUUUUGAAAAAGGGAGACCUAUCAGCUGAAGAAGUCAUGAAAAUUAAAGCAGAGAUAAAGGCUGCCAAAGCAGAUGAAGAACCAGCUCCAGCUGAUGGAAGAAUCAUGUAUCGAAAACCAGUCAAGCGUCCCUCAGAUGAAAAAUAUUCAGGUUUAACAGCAAGCUCAAAAAAGAAAAUGGCAAAUGAAGAUGAAAUAAAUAAGGACUCAGUUAAAAAGAACUCACAAAAGCAAAUAAAAAACAAUAGCCUCCUUUCUUUUGAUAAUGAAGAUGAAAAUGAAUAAGCAUACACAUUUUGGACUUAGUCUCCUUGGGGAGUAUAAGGGGUAUUUUUUUUAAUAACUUUUUUUUCCUAUUUUAAAGAUAAUACAAGUUCAUUAUAGGAGAUUUAGAAAAUACAGAAAAAAAUUUAAUAAGAUAAAAACUAUGUCCAGCUUUCAAUACCCCUCUGACUUGAAAUGCUAACAGUAUAAAAGUUAACUACCAUUAAUAUUUUAUUUCUCAUAUGUGUGAGUGUGCCCCUGUAAAUUAUAUAUU